Messenger RNA from Camellia sinensis, 2482 nucleotides. Lineage: Eukaryota; Viridiplantae; Streptophyta; Magnoliopsida; Ericales; Theaceae. The record is from RefSeq and is a predicted model, not a curated record.
AUGAGUUCAUCAAGCAGUUUAGGUUCAUCUGCUGCAAGUGCUUCUGCUCCUUCCAUUGAUAAAUCUGGAGAUGAAAAUGCUCCUCUUUGGGCCUAUGUUAUAAAAUUAGUUAAAAAGGGAGAAGGAGGAAGUGGUAAUACAAAAUUUAAGUGUAAUUUUUGUAACAUUGAGUACCAAGGGUCAUGUUCUAGAGUUAGAGCCCAUUUGUUGCUACUUACUGGCCAUGGAAUUAGAGUGUGUGCAACUGUGAAGAACAAGAGUGAUCUUCUUUCUGAAAUUCGAAAGGUAGAUCAAGAAGCUGAGAACCGGGAAAAAAUGGCAAAGCCAAAAAAUGUUCCUUUACCACCUCCAUCUUCUCAAAUUAGUGCUAGCCACGGCAGUGUAGAAGAUGUUGGAACAUUUAGAAUGGAAGGUUAUGCACCAAGAGAGAGAAAGUCAAUUGGGAGUAGUCCUUUAGAUAGGGCAUUCAAUCAAAGUUCUAGAGAGCAUUUACAUUCUUUAAUUGCCUGUAUGUUCUAUUCAGCUGGUUUGCCUUUCCAUUUGGCUAGGAAUCCAUACUUUGUGGAUGCUUUUCAAUAUGCUACUGAGAAUCAAAUUGUUGGGUAUGUCCCUCUUGGAUAUAAUUUGUUGAGGACUACCUUACUUCAAAAAGAAAGGGCAAAUAUUGAAAGGUUAUUGGAACCAACUAAGAAGUCAUGGGAUGAAAAGGGGUUGAGUAUAGUAUCUGAUGGAUGGACUGAUGCACAAAGGAGGCCUCUCAUUAAUUUUAUGGCAGCAUGUAAUGGUGGAGUUAUGUUUAUAAAAGCUGUAAAUUGUGAGGGUGAGACCAAGGACAAGUACCAUAUUGCCAAAUUAAUCAGUGAAGUGAUUGAUGAAGUGGGUCCUAAUAAUGUAAUUCAGGUAAUUAUUGAUAAUGCUCCAGUUUGUAGUGCAGCUGGAUCAAUUAUUCAAGGUAAUUAUCCGAAGAUCUUUUGGACACCUUGUGUAGUUCACACUCUUAAUCUUGCUCUUAAGAACAUUUGUGCUGCGAAGGAAGUUGGAGUUGCCGCAUAUGCUUAUGAUGAAUGCCAUUGGAUCACUACUGUGAUUGAUGAUGUAAUGUUUGUGAAAAAUUUCAUCAUGAAUCAUUCUAUGAGAUUAUCUAUUUUUAAUGAGUUUGUACCUUUGAAGCUACUUUCUGUUGCAGAUACACGCUUUGCAUCUGCAAUUGUUAUGCCAAAAAGGUUUAAACUUAUAUAUCAUGGUCUCCAAACAAUGGUCAUAAGUGACAAAUGGACUUCUUACAAGGAAGAUGAUGUUGGGAAAGCAGCUGUUGUAAAGGAAAAGUUGUUGAAUGAUGUUUGGUGGGAUAAGAUUGAAUAUAUACUCUCAUUCACAUUGUCUAUUUAUGAGAUGCUUAGAUUUUGUGACACUAAUAAGCCAUGUCUACAUUUGGUUUAUGAGAUGUGGGAUUCAAUGACUGAACGGGUGAAGGCAUCCAUCUAUAGGGGUGAAAGGAAGUCAGAAAAUGAAGAGUCAUCCUUUUAUUCUGUAGUGCAUCAAAUAUUAGUGGAAAGGUGGACAAAAAGUAGCACACCUCUUCAUUGCCUUGCUCAUUCCUUGAAUCCAAGGUAUUAUAGUGGGAUGUGGCUUCAUGAAAAUCCCAUUUGUGUUCCUCCUCACAAAGAUGUUGAAAUUUUUGAGAUGAGAAUCAAGUGUUUUAAGAGAUACUUUCCUGAUUCAGAUGAGAGAAGGGUUGUUAAUACAGAGUAUGCGAAGUUUUCAGGUUGUUUGGAUAGUUUUAGUGACUCUGACUCAAUAUGUGAUAGAGGAGUAAUGGAACCAGUGGUUUGGUGGUUGGCACAUGGCUUUUCUGCACCUAUGCUCCAAUCCUUGGCAGUGAAAUUACUUAGCCAACCAUGUUCCUCAUCAUGUUGUGAAAGGAAUUGGAGCACCUACUCUUUCAUUCACUCUAUGGAGAGGAAUAAAAUGACACCACAACGGUGCGAGGAUUUGGUUUUUGUGCACUCCAAUAUUCACCUCUUAUCAAGGAGGAGUCAACUAUACACAGAAGGAGAGACCAAGUUAUGGGACGUUGGGGGAGAUGCAUUUGAUUCAUUGGAGGGUUCUGGUUUCCUUGAAAUUGUAAAUCUUUCACUUGAUGAGCCAGAGAUGGAAGCUAUUUUAUUCAAUGAUGAAGUUGAUGAAAGUGAACUUUGAAGUGUCAAGUUUAGAUAUAUAGGACUUUCUUUUGUUUUUUUUUUUCCUUUGCUUGUGUUAUGGACUGAAUUAGCCUUGUUUUUCUUUUGGUGUUGGUUGUUUUUCCUUUGCUUGGAUUAUGGACUGAAUUGGUGUUGGUUAUGUUAUGUUGAAUUCAAAUAUAUUAAUAUUUAUCUUUUAGUUUUAUAGUUCUCUUUUUAGUUUUGAUAUUUAACUUCAAUUUGUAGGUUGGAUCUUUUAACCAUAAUUAUAAAAAAUAAAAAAAUAUCGGCGUACCGCAGCC